AUGAAUCCUAAUAAUUUACAAACUCUUAAGAAAAAGCGAGGUAAUAUAAAAGGUCAAAUUACGCGUUUUGAAAAUUUUAUAAAUAACUUCAAUGAUGAGUAUGAUCAAUUAAAAGUACGAAUGGCACAAUGUCAAAGGUUGUGGCAAGAAUUCGAUGAGGUUCAAAUGCAAAUAGAGAUGCAUGAGGAGGUUAAUGGCGAGGACACAAACGUUGACGAACGUGCGGAGUUUGAAGAUAAAUAUUAUCAAGUGAUUGCAAAUGCAAACGGCAUUUUAGAAUUAAAUUUGACUAAUUCAAACUCAGCACAAUCCAUUCAACAGGUGGUUCCACACCAUAUUCCAGGUAUUAAAUUUCCGAAAAUAGAUUUACCUACUUUUACCGGUAAUUAUGAUGAAUAUAUGAGUUUUCAUGACUCUUUCAAUGCCUUGAUAAAUGACAAUCCUACUUUAAGCGAUAUAGAGCGAUUUCAUUAUCUUCGCAGUUCUUUAAAGAAUGAGGCAGCUGAUGUGAUAUCUGGUCUUGAAACUACUUCUCCAAACUAUCACAUAGCAUGGAAGUUGCUCAAGGAUAGAUAUCACAAUAAACGCCUCAUUAUACACAAUCACGUAAAGGCAAUUUUUGAACUACCUCAGUUAAGCAGAGAGUCACAUGUCAGUAUGAGGCAAUUAUUAGAUAAUUUUAAUAAAAAUUUGAGAGCACUAGAAUCAUUGCAAGAGCCUGUUGACAAAUGGGACACUCUACUUAUAUACUUAAUUUGUUCAAAGCUUGACAAUUCCACCAGAAGGGAGUGGGAGGUAGUCUCGGAACCCUUAACUAUACCUUCAACAAAGGAUUUUACCGAUUUUCUUCAUAAAAGGUGCAUUCUGUUACAAACAAUAAAUUAUAAAAAACCGGAAAAUAAAUCACAAAGUCCAUCUAAUAUCUCAUCUUUCAAAAAUACAAAAAGUUUUAAUCAUAAAGAGCAAUCUCAAAAUUAUUUUGCGAUGGCCGCGUGUGUCAUAUGUAAACAAACUCACAAAAUUACAAUUUGCGAUAAGUUUUUAAGUUUGUCUCCGAAGACGCGAUACGCUGAGGCUAAGAAACAUAAGUUAUGCGCAAAUUGCCUUGGUGCUGGUCACUCAUAUCAGACAUGCACAACCGAAAACCUUUGCAUGGUUUGUAAUAAAAAACAUCAUGUACUCUUGCAUUUUGAAAAUAAUAAAAGCACUGAUAAUCCAGUUCAAGAAAAAUCAGUAUCAGCUCAUACUACCUUCAAAAAUGAUGAGAUUUUGUUAUCGACAGCAAUUGUUUUUAUGUGUGAUAGUUCUGGUAGAUAUCACCAAUGUAAGGUCCUACUGGACUCAGGUUCGCAGAGUAACUUCAUUACGAAAGAACUAUGUGAGAAACUUAAUUUGUCUAAGCAAACAUUAAACCUUGCGGUCUCAGGGCUGAGUAAAGCUUCUCUAGACAUUUCCCAUAAAGUACAGGCAACCAUUAAAUCUGUUCACAAUAAUUUCCAAACAGAUCUCUCCUUUUUGGUAAUAGAUCAAAUUACGGAUAAUCUGCCUUUGAACACCAUUGACUUUUCGAAUCUUCAGAUACCAGAAAAUAUAAAAUUGGCUGAUCCAUCGUGCAAUGUGCCAUCCAAAAUUGAUGCUUUACUCGGCGCAUCAAUUUUUUGGAGUUUGCUGUGUAUUGGACAGAUAAAAUUAACAAAUUCUCAGAUUAUUGCGCAAAAGACCAAAUUGGGAUGGAUUCUAUCGGGUCAAGCUAACAUUUCAGUAAAUAUCCCAAGCAAGACAGUGUGUCAUUUUUCUAUCAAUUCAGAACUACAAAAGCAAUUAGAAAACUUUUGGCGAAUAGAACACGUCGAAUCAUCACCAGUUUGGUCCCUAGAGCAAAAGGCUUGUGAGAAUGAUUUUGUAUUAAAUCAUAAACGUGAAGAAAAUGGAAGAUUUUCAGUUCAACUGCCAUUAAAAAUAGACAGUUCAAAGUUAGGCGAGUCAAAAUCAAUGGCCUUAAAGCGGUUUAAGUCUUUAGAAAAACGGUUGCGCAGUAACACUGAGUUACACGCACAAUAUGCCGACUUUCUUGAUGAAUAUCAAACGCUAGGCCACAUGUCAGAAGUUCAUACUGAAGAUCCAACGUUGAAUUAUCUCCCGCAUACUUGUGUUUUUAGAGAGUCCUCGUCAACUACCAAGGUCAGGGUUGUGUUCGACGCUUCUGCGAAAACGGAAUCAGGAUUAUCACUUAAUGACGCACUCAUGACAGGGCCUACAAUUCAACAGGAUCUGUUUUCCAUUAUACUUAGAUUCCGAAAACAUCAAUAUGUCAUAACAGCUGAUUGUGCAAAGAUGUACCGCCAAGUAAAUGUGCAUGAUAAUCAGCGACAUCUUCAAUCAAUUCUUUGGAGGAAGAAUGCUGAUGAGCCUCUGAAGGCUUACACUUUAAACACAGUGACUUAUGGUACUUCGUGUGCGCCUUUUUUGGCAGUCAGAUGUCUGCAUCAAUUAGCUCUUGAAAAUCAAAAACGGAACCCCAAAAUAAGUAAUGUAAUCAAAGAAGAUUUCUAUGUGGAUGAUCUAAUCUCUGGAGGCGACACCAUAGAAGAUGUGCUUCAAAUUAAAAAAGAUAUCACAGGCAUCUUAUCUCAAGGACUUUUCGAACUGAGAAAAUGGAAAUCCAACGAGGCUUCAAUUAUUGAGCCAAACAUGCCAGAAAAUAACCAACUGUAUUUUUCGGAAAAUAAAGAGACGAAAACACUCGGAAUUGUGUGGAAUAGUGAGGAUGACACCUUUCAGUACAGUUUACAUGCCAUUUGCGAUAGAAAGAAAUACGUAACCAAACGAACUAUUUUGUCUUUUAUAUCCAAAAUUUUUGACCCGCUUGGAUUGAUAGGGCCCAUAAUAAUAAGGGCAAAAAUUCUAAUCCAGCAAUUAUGGCAACUCUCCCUCGACUGGGAUGAGAGUGUGCCCUCACAAAUUUACACUGCCUGGAAAUAUUAUCAGGAUCAAAUCAUAUCGCUGAAAAAUAUUUCAAUAUCUCGCCAUGUGAUGUGUCAUCGUCCAAUCAAGGUCGAAAUGCAUUCAUUUUGUGACGCAUCCGAAUCUGCUUACGGAGCAUGCGUUUACCUAAGAUCACAGGAUGCUUCUGGAGUGUAUAACUGCAAUUUACUCUGCGCAAAAUCCAGAGUGGCUCCGUUGAAAACCAUGACUCUGCCACGUUUAGAGCUGUGCGGAGCGUUACUAAGUGCAAAAUUAAGUAGCCUUGUAACCAAGUCGUUGAAAUUGCACGUAGACCAAUUUUUCUAUUGGUGCGAUUCCAGUAUAACACUCACUUGGAUCCUCGAUGAGCCUCACAAAUGGAAGACAUUUGUUGGAAAUAGAGCUGCGGAGAUUCAAGAUUUGACCGAUAAAUACAGUUGGAAACAUGUACGCUCGGAAGAUAACCCUGCGGACAUAAUUUCGCGAGGCAUCAACCCGACCGAAUUAAACGAUUCCCAGUUGUGGUGGCACGGCCCGCAUUGGAUGCAAUGGGAGAGUUACAAGUGGCCCACAAGUAUGCCAAUAAAGAUAUCUGAAGUUCCGGAAAGGAAAAAUAUUAGUAAGGUUAUGGUUGUUACUAAACCUGAUACGUCAUUAUUUGACAGAUUUUCUUCUUUUUUAAAGUUUCAGAGAGUUGUGGCAUAUAUUUUGCGGUUUAAAAAUAACACAUUAAAGAUUUCGCCUCAAAAAGGCCCUUUAACAACGCAAGAACUCGACAACUCGUUGAAAUGUCUGGUGAAGCUUGCUCAACAGCACGAAUUUCGCGAAGAAAUAUCCAGUCUGAAAAAUAAGCGCGCUGUAAAUAUUAAAAGUAAACUAAGAAAUUUAAAUCCAUUCAUGGACAAUGAGGGUGUACUAAGAGUGGCGGUAGAUUGA
Messenger RNA from Sitophilus oryzae (rice weevil), 3900 nucleotides. RefSeq lists its product as uncharacterized. The transcript has a single exon. The record is from RefSeq and is a predicted model, not a curated record. Gene Ontology annotation, biological process: proteolysis. Gene Ontology annotation, molecular function: aspartic-type endopeptidase activity. NCBI's taxonomy places the organism in Eukaryota, Metazoa, Arthropoda, Insecta, Coleoptera, Curculionidae. The coding region runs from base 1 to 3900 and encodes 1299 amino acids.